UUGACUUUUGUGGUGUAAGCGACUGGACUUCGUUGAAGACCAACUUGCUGAUGAUGAAUCCAGCAGAGUGAGUGAGAAACUGAGAGAGAGAGAGAGAGAUCGAUCUACAGAGAUUUCAAUUCUUUUAUAUGUAUACAUAAAUAAAUAAAUAUUAUAUAUUCAGCGAUCAAGUGCAUCGAUUUUUUAUUUUUUAUUUUUUUUUUUAAUGCAUUCGUUCUCAACCACUACUACGCGCUUAGAGAGAGAGAGAGAGAGAGAGGGAGAGAAAAGUCUUAAAAGAAAUCUCGGGAUUUGACCAAAGAAACUCCAUAGCCGAUCAUGAAAUUCAGAUCUACACGACACUAUCCAUUUCAAAUCUUCCAUUGAACUGAGCUUCAAUGGCGAAUCUCGUGGUUCUGGUGGUGGUGAUUUUGGGUCUGAUCAGUGGUGGGUAUUGCCAAGAAACGGCCCAAGAAGCUCCAUGGAGGAUCCACACGUUGUUCUCUGUGGAGUGCCAGAACUACUUCGACUGGCAGACUGUGGGACUCGUGCACAGCUUCAACAAGGCUCGACAACCCGGACCCAUUACCCGACUCCUCAGCUGUACCGAUGAGGAGAAGAAGAUUUACAAAGGCAUGGACUUGGCUCCCACUCUUGAGGUACCUUCCAUGAGCAGACACCCUAAAACUGGUGACUGGUAUCCGGCAAUCAACAAACCAGCUGGGGUUGUUCACUGGCUUAAACAUAGUAAAGAUGCACAAAAUGUCGAUUGGGUUGUGAUACUAGAUGCAGACAUGAUCAUGAGAGGCCCAAUCAUACCAUGGGAGAUUGGUGCAGAGAAAGGCAGACCUGUUGCUGCAUAUUAUGGAUACUUGAUUGGAUGUGAUAACAUUCUUGCUCAACUGCAUACAAAGCACCCUGAACUCUGUGACAAGGUUGGUGGACUUUUGGCCAUGCAUAUCGAUGAUCUUCGAGCUUUGGCACCCAUGUGGCUUUCUAAAACAGAGGAAGUAAGAGCAGAUAGAGCUCAUUGGGCGAAAAAUAUAACUGGUGACAUUUAUGAAAAAGGGUGGAUCAGUGAGAUGUAUGGAUACUCGUUUGGUGCAGCAGAGGUGGGUCUUCGUCACAAAAUUAAUGAUAACUUGAUGAUCUACCCAAGCUAUAUUCCACGAGACGGAGUUGAGCCUAUUCUUAUGCACUAUGGUUUGCCAUUUAGUGUUGGAAAUUGGUCAUUCAGUAAAUUAAGUCACCAUGAAGAUAGUAUUGUUUAUGAUUGUGGCCGGCUCUUCCCUGAACCUCCUUAUCCUAGAGAGGUAACAGCAAUGGAAGCUGAUCCAAACAAAAGAAGGGCAUUUUUAUUGAAUUUAGAAUGUAUUAACACUUUGAAUGAGGGUCUCCUGUUACAGCAUGCAGCACAUGGCUGCCCAAAGCCAAAAUGGUCAAAGUACUUGAGCUUCUUAAAGAGCAAAACUUUUGCUGAACUAACUCGGCCAAAAUUUCCUACUCCUGAUAGUCUGCGGAUCAUGGAGGAUGAGGUGCAAAAGCAGGUCUUUGAUGAACCUGGGAGGCCACAUCCAAAAAUCCACACCAUUUUUUCCACAGAAUGUACUCCUUACUUUGACUGGCAAACUGUGGGACUUGUCCACAGUUUCAAUCUGAGUGGCCAGCCUGGGAAUAUCACUCGGCUUCUUAGUUGUACAGAUGAAGACUUGAAGUUUUAUGCAGGCCACAAUCUGGCUCCCACCCAUUAUGUUCCAUCUAUGAGUCGACAUCCAUUAACAGGCGAUUGGUAUCCAGCAAUCAAUAAACCUGCUUCAGUCCUUCAUUGGCUUAAUCAUGCAAAUGUUGAUGCAGAGUUCAUAGUAAUUCUUGACGCUGACAUGAUCAUGAGAGGACCAAUUACACCAUGGGAAUUCAAAGCCGCACGCGGCUGGCCAGUUUCAACUCCCUAUGACUACCUUAUUGGCUGUGAUAAUGAGCUAGCGAAACUCCAUACAAGCAAUCCUAAAGCUUGUGAUAAGGUUGGUGGUGUGAUCAUAAUGCAUAUAGAUGAUCUUCGGAAGUUUGCUCUACUAUGGCUGCAUAAAACAGAGGAGGUCCGGUCCGAUACAGCUCAUUAUGCCAAAAAUAUCACCGGAGAUAUCUAUGAAUCUGGGUGGAUUAGUGAGAUGUACGGUUAUUCUUUUGGUGCAGCAGAGUUGAAUUUACGGCAUGUCAUAAACAGGGAGAUAUUAAUAUACCCGGGAUAUGUUCCUGAACCUGGCGUCAAGUAUAGAGUUUUCCACUAUGGGUUGGAAUUUAGCGUUGGAAAUUGGAGCUUUGAUAAAGCAAACUGGAGGAAUGCUGAUGUAGUUAACAAAUGCUGGGCAAAGUUUCCUGAUCCACCUGAUCCUUCAACACUUGAUCGCACUGAUGAGAACAUUCGACAGAGGGACUUGCUUAGCAUAGAAUGUGCAAAGACACUGAACGAAGCUCUACGUCUACAUCACGAGAAGAGGAAAUGUCCUGAUCCCAAUUCCUUAUUGACCUCGAAUCAGGAGACAACCGGUGAAGCUACAACAAUCUCUAGAAAAUUUGGCAAGAUUGAUACAAGUCGAGUCAUAAGAAGCAGCCCUGUUGUGUCAACAAAUGUUUCUCAGGAAUCUUCAUUACCUGCUGUGACAAACGAGACACUUAGCUCUUUCAGGGUUUGGAUUGUGGGUCUAUGGGUUUUUUCUAUCUUGGGUUUCUUGGCAAUAAUGUAUGUGAUGCUUGCUGGACGGAAAGGACUGAAAAGAGGAGGUAAAAAUUAUAAGACUAAGAGAAGAGCCUCAUAUUCAGGAUUCGUGGAUCUGAAUGGGCCUGAUAGGCAUCUCCGCAAUGCUGAAAAAGCUUAGAAACCUAAAAGUUUUGGCAGAAACAUACGCAAUUCAAAUGGUUUUGCAGGUGGAGCUUGCCAGAACUGGUUAUAGGGUCUGAAAGCAUACUUAGUCAGGUUGAAACUGAUCAGAGCUUCGAUACUAUGCUUCUCCAAUGGAAGAAAACUACGUUUGUGUAAUUUUGAUAAUUGGUUUCAUUGCUUUGCUGGGGGGUUCUUGUUCAGAGAUUAUUUGACAUCCGAGUUCCUGCUCAAAGAUCCUCGUUCCAAUGGGCUUUGAAUUCCGAUUUAAUUAACUUAAAGUUUUGGGAUUUUGUAAAAUUAGGUCAGGUUCAUUUUGAUUCUAUAAACUUGAUGCAUACUGUAUGUUGAUGGAAAAAAACAAACAAACAAUAGGAAAGGAAAAUGAUGGCAAAUGGACAUGAUUAAGGCAAUGGGCCUGUGUGAUAGGUAAUGUGACAUUAAGUAUUGGGGGCCCAAAGUACUUGCACACCAUAUGAUUAUGUGUUUGUCUGUGAGUAAGGCCCAUGAGAUAUAUGAUUAUGAUCCCUGAGAGGUUGCAACAGCUGGUGGUUCAGCCUAUUACAUCUUUCAACUUCUGCAAUUUCAACCGACA
Molecule: messenger RNA, 3452 nt
Organism: Camellia sinensis
Lineage: Eukaryota; Viridiplantae; Streptophyta; Magnoliopsida; Ericales; Theaceae
Product: peptidyl serine alpha-galactosyltransferase
Molecular function (GO): glycosyltransferase activity
Source: RefSeq, a predicted model, not a curated record